Messenger RNA from Knipowitschia caucasica, 918 nucleotides. The record is from the annotation of a GenBank genome assembly. Lineage: Eukaryota; Metazoa; Chordata; Actinopteri; Gobiiformes; Gobiidae.
AUGUCUGGAAAGAACGCAAUUAGGAAGUCUCGGACCACCAUCCAGACGCAGCUACCUCCUAGCAUGCAGGCUAACACUGAUGCUACAGAUGUGCAGCUAGCGUCGAGCGAACCUGGCUCUACCCUAUUCGAGUCUGGAUCUGGACACGUUGCAGACACUGCUGUCUUGAAACUCGAGAUUUUAUCAUCGCUUAAAGAAGACAUUGCUGGAAUUAUCAAGAAAGAGCUCCAGGAUGCCCUUGUGCCCGCGCUAACACCAGUGAGGUCUGACUUGCAGGCUUUGCAGGCACAGCUAGCGGCUAACAAGGCUGCUACUGAUGCUAUACUGACUACACUGAAAGGCACAGUUGAGGACAUGGAGACGGCUCUGUCUGAAUGUACAGAUGAUAUAACCAAUUUGAAAACUACUGUGGCACAUCUCACUGCAACGGUAACCAGGCUGGAAGGCAAAUGUGAAAAUCUCGAGGCCAGAUCGAGACGUCAAAACAUAAGGAUAGUUGGAGUCCACGAGGGUCCCAACACCUGCACCACCACUGCUGUCGCUGCCCUGCUUAAAGAGACACUCGGGUUGGACAACGAGCCCCGUCAAUCAGCACCAGGAGAGCGCACGCGUCCCAGAGCUAUCGUCUGUCGGCUUCACUACUACAGCGACUGUGUGGACAUUUUACGCCGUGCGAGAGAGCGGGGACAGAUAAAGGUGCGUGAUAUGACCAUAUCUGUUUUCCCUGACUACACUGACGGUGUGGCUCGGGCGCGGGCUGCAUUCAAUGACGUGAGGCGACAACUCCGAAACAUCGAGGGCGUCCGGUAUGGUCUGUUCUACCCAGCGCGGCUCCGGAUCACCUACAGGGGAGCAGAGAAGGAAUUCACCUCCGCUGAUGACGCUGGACAAUACGUGAAGACCAUGACAACAGGGUAA